Molecule: messenger RNA, 4092 nt
Organism: Nematostella vectensis (starlet sea anemone)
Lineage: Eukaryota; Metazoa; Cnidaria; Anthozoa; Actiniaria; Edwardsiidae
Exons: 5
Coding region: 66-3176 (1036 amino acids)
Biological process (GO): Notch signaling pathway; protein ubiquitination
Molecular function (GO): nucleic acid binding
Source: RefSeq, a predicted model, not a curated record
AAAAAAAGCCCCCGAAAUUUGUCUGACCAGAUUCGGUUGCACAAUAAUACAAACGAAGCUUAAACAUGGCUAAAAUGAAACUCUCUCCCUUCGACCUCAAGGAAUUGGACGAGGAAAUGGCGGCUAGAAGUGUUAUAGUAAAGGAUUUUCCUGUGCAAGUUACCGACAAAGAUUUGUGCAUACACUUUCAGAAGUCUUCAAAUGGCGGGGACGAUGUGGAUGAAGUUCGCUUGGUCCCUGAGCACAACCCUACGACCGCUAUUGUUACAUUUGACGACCCAAAUACGGUAGAAAGUGUCUUAGCUAAAGAACAGAUUUUUAAAGGAGUAUUAAUGACUGUACAGCGAUGUUCAGUGGCUCAUCAAACUACAGAGGUUUUCUCUUCCAUCAAGGCCACAUUGAAUAUAGAGUACUUUGAUGUCUCCACUCAAGACCUACACGAGCUUCUUGCUUGUCUGCGCAGUGAUGCCCCAGGCGUAAGAUGGACGAUAGAUAGCGACAACAGAGUCGUCCUAAAAGGUGUCUUUGCCGAUAUCGUCCAAGCACAGACAUUCCUCAGCGAUUAUGUAAAUUGCAAAGGGCUUGCUCCUGUGCCACACUCUCGAGGAUCCCUGACAAACGGGACCGCCCCACAGAAUGAAGCUGCCGUUGAACAACAGACUGGGUCAUCAGGCAGGAACACACGCGGGAAAUCUGCUGAUACGUCCCAGCCGUCGCCUACAAGUCUACACCAUGUAAAGGAUAAAGAUGAAGAUCAACGUCGACUGUUAUCCCAUGAGGGGAGGGGGCGGGGGCGCGCAAAAUCUCCCAAGGGAUCCCAAGCUGGCAAAACCCAACGUCAAGACUCCGUAGGAGUGAUUGGACGGGGACGUUCUAAGUCGCAAGACAGUCGACUGCAAGCCAGCGCAGGUGGACAUCCCGAGAGUCAUCGCGAGGGGAUAGGAUCAGGCGGAGGACAAAACGCUUGUGUUUUACAUCGGCAGAAUUCGAACGGUACAGAUAGUAGAGACGAUCAUUUUGAAGAUUGCAGAGACGACAGCCCACCCGAGACGAGCACUUCGACGACCCGUUAUCACAAUGCACAGGACGAAAGGCGCGAGGGGAACGAAGACGCCACAAAGCCUUUUCAGCGGGCGAAAUUGCAGCCGGAAAAGUAUAGUGGAAGUGCUAUUGCUUUUGAGUUCAUCACUCGAGUUCAACAGUACAAAGACACCCUAGAUGGGCUGAAGAGACAAUACAGUGUUAAUAUUACCUCAAUCCCAGUCGCGGGCGGAGUUGAGAUGGCAGUAGUCCCUGGUGUUUCUUGUACAGAGGAUAGAUUUAGUCAAGCAUGCGAAGAAUUCAUUAGGCUUUUCCAAAGGGCAGCCAAUUUUACAAGACAUGAGCUCGAUGCUGGGGAUCAAGGUUUAGUGCAGUACUGUUGCCAAGAAGUAAUGAUGAAGUUCCCGGUAUUGUCGAUGCCUGGUUCGCGACCCGAAAAAAUCGUUCUUUAUGGCGAAGAUGGAGCUGUGGCGGAUGCAAAGGCGAUGAUCGAGAAGAUGGCCCAGAUAAAUACGAGCAGCUCCACGGUAGUGUCUCUGUCGUCAUCAUCUGGAGCUAGUUCUGCGUCCUUCGGACAAUACCAGGCACCACAAUCCUUUUCUGAUGUGGUGCGAAGCGGGGAUCACAAUAAGCAAGCAAGAAAGGGGAGCUCAUUCACAGGGAGACAUACCGAUGAAAAGGACUCAUUCCAGAUCCCAGAAAACGUCCGCACCAAGACGGGAAAGGCUGACAUUGGGUCUCAAAACGCAGAGUUUGAUCAAACAACGUUGCCAUCUCAGAAAUUGGGUAGCGAGGAUAAAACCACCUUUAAAACCAAAAAGGGAUUCACAAUCUCUGUCUAUAAAGGUGACAUCACGGAGGAGACAGUGGACGCUAUCGUGAGCCCUAUUGGGGAAGCUCUAGUAUGUACAUCCAAAGGAUUGUCUGGAGUUGUUGCGACAAAAGGUGGCAGACAGGUUGAGGAUCAGCUUUUUCAAUACUCCAGGAAAAAGUGGUUUAAACCAUCAGGGGGCGAAGUCGUGCCCACUGACAGUGGUAAUAUGAAAUGCAAAAAGAUAUUCCAUGCUAUUGUCACGAGUGAAACCAGCAACGAAAAGAAAAAGAAGCUGUUGUCAAAAAUCGCCUCACGCUGUUUACAUGAAGCUCAAAAAGCCUCCUGCAACUCCCUCGCAUUUCCCGCCAUCGGCACUGUCAUUCAUAAUAUUCCUCUAGACCUCUGCGCUUGUGGGAUGAUCAGCGGACUGGAGGAGUACAUGAAAAGAGGCAAACUUCAGGACGUCCGGUUUGUUGACCUGAAUCCAGACGCCGUCGAUGCCUUUAAGGAAGAGUUAAAAAAACGCUACGCUAGUUCAAUGGUAGUAUCUCCUGCACAGCCAUCCUUGUCUGGUGUUGAUCCUGCACCCCUGGGACCACACCCUGAUUAUGCACCCCCAGAUGAAUCAGCAGCUGGUCGACUUAGUGAAGGGUACUCCGGUAGACCUCGAGACCUGGGUCCUAAUGGAGGAAGUGCUGCCCCACUCACAUCUUCAUUGGGUGACAGCACUCUUGACGUAGAUAUGACAGAAGACGGUGCGGGUGAUUCUGCCGAGUGCCCGAUCUGCCUGGAAACCAUCACUUAUCCGGAAACACUUCAGGGAUGCGGGCACACUUUCUGCAGGCCGUGCAUCACUGAGGCGUCCAAGUCAAGCAAACUCUGCCCAACCUGCCGUGACCCCUUUGGUGUACAACAGGGAAAUAUGCCAUGGGGAACAAUGAACUGGAAAAUAGACCAUUACAAACAUCUACCCGGUUAUGAAAGAUGGGGCACCAUUGUUAUUUUUUACUAUUUUCCUGGUGGGACCCAGGACCAAGGGCACCCUCAUCCCGGACGCUUUUACACUGGCACAAGCCGGACGGCCUACUUACCAGACAAUGCAGAGGGUCGCGAGGUAUUGGGGCUUUUGGAAAAAGCUUUCGCUGCGCGUCUGACGUUCACUAUUGGUACUUCUGUGACUACAGGGCUGACCGAUACUGUAACAUGGAACGACAUCCAUCAUAAGACGAACGUUCAUGGCGGUCCCACAGCGUUUGGAUACCCCGACCCCGGGUACCUCAACCGCGUCAAACAGGAACUUGCUGCAAGGGGCAUCCGCUGACCAGCAACACGAUGCCCCGCCCAGUCUGCGUGAACUGUAGAGAACUGUAUCAAGCAACUACGCCAUAGGAACUUGCCAAUCAAAAUGCAGGAGGAAGGCCAAUCAAGUGUCCCAUGGAGCACUGCGAUACCAAUAGUAAAACGUAGCCACUUAAAAUAAGCACCGAACCUCAAUCAAGUGGGAACUUAUGGCCCUAGUAGGUGGCUACACUCGAAUGCUAAAAUAUUGUUACCACUGUAUGUGAGGGAAAUUUUAAAUUGUAGAUGUGGACAAGAGUCCGCUGAACAAUUGCUUAGGUAAACUUUACAACCCUAGUGGUAGGAAUGACGUCAAGCACUUAGUCUGACGUCAUAGCACUUAGUUUGACGUCAUAGCACUUUCUAUUACGUCAAAGCACUUUGUAUUACGUCAAAGCACUUAGUAUCGUAUCUAUGACGUCAUAGCACUAAAAGUCGUAUGUGUAGUAGACAUGUGUAGGUUUUCGCUUUCCCAAGCACCCGAAGGCCCGAGCACCCGAAGGCCCGACGAUGCUGUGCUUACCUCUCGGACUUUUUACAGAAAGCCGGGCGUGGGUGGUCUCGGGCACCAUGGGUUGUGCUCAGGUUUUCAAGGAAGGAUAUGUAAAAGCUGGGUACAUGGGCACGGUACGAAUUAUAUUUAAAGGGUAAUCAAGCUAAUCCCAGGUGUUUCUACCGGGUUUCUGAUCGGGUACCCUGUGGUAAGUAAGAUUUGUGACGUCACAGAAAACCAUCUCCCCGUUCUGCGGUUGAGUGUCCCAGACCCCACGCUGCCUCACGGUUCAUCUCAGAGCACAGCAAACCCGGUAAGAAUGUCUAUAAUGUCGCAUAAUUAUUAGUAGAAAGAAAUUAAAAAAGAUGUAUUGGUAGGAAAACUGAAUAUAAGGACACUCGUCUGA